Molecule: messenger RNA, 564 nt
Organism: Schistocerca piceifrons (Central American locust)
Lineage: Eukaryota; Metazoa; Arthropoda; Insecta; Orthoptera; Acrididae
Product: protein ZBED8-like
Exons: 1
Coding region: 1-564 (187 amino acids)
Source: RefSeq, a predicted model, not a curated record
AUGGCGAAAAGGAAGAAACCCUUCAAAGAUGGUGAAUUCGUAGAAGAAGCAUUUCAAGAAGCUGCUGACGAGUUGUUUCAUAAUUUCAAGAACAAGUCUGAAAUAGUUGCUGCCAUCGAAUUCAUUCAACUUUCAUCAAGAACGGUCACAAGGAGAGUUGAAAAAAGGUCUAAUGAUGUUUUCUUUCAACUGAAAACAGAUUUGGAUGAGUGCUGUUAUUCUUCAAUGCAAUUAGAUGAGUCCACUGAUGCAACAGGUACUGCUCAGUGGCCAGUUUUUGUAAGGAUGGUUUUUAAUAACUUUACUGUCAAGGAAGAACUUUUGAAAGUAAUUUCUUUGAAAGGCCAUACAAGAGGAGAAGAUAUAUUUUUUGCCAUGAAGCAACUCAUUCUAUCAAAGAAAAUACCUAUCCACGAGCUUGUAAGCAUUAGCACAGAUGGAGCCCCAGCCUUGAGAGGGUCUACAAGUGGUUUUAUUGCUCUGUGCCAAAGAGAUGAAAGUUUUAACUUAUCACUGUAUUUUACAUCAGCAGUCUCUGUGUGGAAAGUUUUUAAAUUUGAAUGA